This is a messenger RNA of Schizosaccharomyces osmophilus, 240 nucleotides long. RefSeq lists its product as uncharacterized. The transcript has 2 exons. The coding region runs from base 1 to 240 and encodes 79 amino acids. Lineage: Eukaryota; Fungi; Ascomycota; Schizosaccharomycetes; Schizosaccharomycetales; Schizosaccharomycetaceae. The record is from RefSeq and is a predicted model, not a curated record.
AUGAUAGUGCCAAGCGUUGGAUCUUCACUUUUACAUGACAACUUGCAGAUCUAUUUGUUUUUAGGAUCAUGGAAUGUUAACCGCCACCUCCUUAUAAAGAUUGUGGAUGCGGCAGCGGACAAGCCUGCACUUGCCAAAAGGAAUGCUCCUGCGAAUCCUGUAAGGGCAGUUGUGGCUGCAAGAGUGGGGACAGCAAAUGCGCUUGCGACUCUUGUAAAUGCGGAAAGUGAUGAUAAAUGA